Sinocyclocheilus anshuiensis is the source of this 2336-nucleotide messenger RNA. RefSeq names its product D-amino-acid oxidase-like. The transcript is spliced from 11 exons. Gene Ontology annotation, cellular component: cytoplasm. Lineage: Eukaryota; Metazoa; Chordata; Actinopteri; Cypriniformes; Cyprinidae. Gene Ontology annotation, biological process: D-serine catabolic process; L-proline catabolic process; D-alanine catabolic process. The coding region runs from base 292 to 1335 and encodes 347 amino acids. The record is from RefSeq and is a predicted model, not a curated record. Gene Ontology annotation, molecular function: FAD binding; D-amino-acid oxidase activity.
AGGAAUCAAAACGCCUACCACUACAUUUGAAUUGGGAAUAGCAUCUAGAAUACGACUUUUACUAUUUCUACCAUGCAAAAAUAGUAAGACUAGUAUUGAGAAUCCAGCCCAUACUCUGAGCCUUUACUGAAUGACACACGAAUAGCGCCACCUCAACGUCACAGCUGACGUUACGUAACGUGGGAAAAAGUUAAUUUGUAAGUUUCUUGCAAGAGGUAAGAUAAGGACGUGUUUAGGACAACGUCGAUCUCUUUUUUGGAGGUAACAAGACAAAAAAGUGUGUUAGCAGACAUGAGGGUGUGCAUCAUUGGAGCGGGGGUCAUCGGCCUCUGCACCGCUCAGAGCAUCUACCAGCACUUCCACAGCAGGAUCAGCCCCCUCACCAUAGAGGUGUAUGCUGAUGUCUUCACUCCACUCACCACCAGCGACGGGGCAGCUGGACUCUGGCAGCCGUAUCUCUACGACAAGGGCAACGUGCAUGAAACUAAAUGGAACAAAGAGACGUUUGACUAUCUACUAAGUUGCCUCAGCUCUCCAGAUUCAGUGAAAAUGGGAAUCUUCCUUCAGUCUGGCUACAAUCUGUGCACUGAACCCCUGCCAGACCCCUCAUUUAAAAAUGCUGUGUUGGGUUUUCGCCAGCUGACUAAACGUGAACUAGACAUGUUCCCGGGAUACAGUUUUGGUUGGUUUAACACCGCUCUCAUGAUUGAAGGAAAGACAUACCUGCCCUGGCUUAUGGACUGGUUAAGACAAAGAAAGGUCAAGUUUUAUCAGAGGAAGAUUGGUUCAUUUAAAGAGUUGGCAGAUAGUGGUGCUGAUGUUAUCAUCAACUGCUCCGGUGUCCGAUCAGGAGACCUCCAGCCUGAUCCUGAGCUCCAGCCAGCCAGAGGACAGAUCAUUAAGGUAGACGCUCCCUGGUUGAAACACUGGAUCCUCACACAUGAUUCCUCAUCAGGAGUCUAUAACUCACCGUACAUCAUUCCUGGGAGUCGUUUAGUCACUGUUGGUGGAGUUUUCCAAGUAGGAAACUGGAAUCUGCAGAACAGUUCUGUUGACCAUAAAGGAAUCUGGGAAGCCGCCUGCAAGCUUGAGCCCAGUCUACAGCAUGCGCGGAUAGUAGAGGACUGGACUGGUCUCAGGCCCGCACGCAGCAAAGUUAGACUGGAGAGAGAGACCAUACGAUCUGGACCAACCUCGUUUGAGGUCAUUCAUAACUACGGACAUGGUGGUUUUGGACUGACCAUCCAUCGUGGAUGUGCUGAGGAAGCUGCUCGUCUCUUUGGACAGAUCCUGGAGCAGAAAGGCCUGCUAGCACACUCUAAAUCACGUCUCUAAUAGAUCUAUGCCUCUGGACAAAUGUUUAGACAUGUUAUCUACAGUAUCAAUUCUUAUUCUCACUAAUAACAAUUAUCACACUGAUUCCCCCAAGAGAUAAUGAAUCUUCAGAAUUUCAUACAUUUCUCUACAUUUAUCUGCACUAAUCUAUAAUAAAGAUACAUAUACUCACUUUUUUUUUUUCUUGAAGCAUAAUUUAUUGUUAUCAUACAUGUACAUCCAGUGCAGUGGCAAGAGCUCUGUGCGCACAGACACAAAACACAAAAGGCAGGCAACUCUCUGCACUCACAGGAACAACUGCACACUUCCCAUCAUGCCACGCACAUACCCACUGUACAGUUGAAAAGGCAGAAAUACAAAUAACCGAAUAUAUUGAGCAGUCGAGCUGAAUAAACAAAGAUUGUUGCUAUAUGUUGUGUGUUUUGAUGCAAGCCGUUGUUUGAAAAAUGCGCUUGGAGCCUGAUGUGCUAGAAUAGACAAUAAUAAAAUAAAUGUGACCUACAGACCUGCUCUGAUGAGAGCCACUUGCUAUUGUUUUAUUGUUAUUGAGCUGUCUUUUAAGAUAAGAAUCCAAUAACCUUUGAUAUGCCUGAUUAUAAGGGAUCAACUGGAGUUUAUACACUUUACAUGAGUUAUUGCAGUUGGCAGCUGGUUGAAAGGAUGAAGAGAGGUGCUCUCAAGUGCUGAGCGGUGCGAAAUGAAGACUUUGGUGUCCACUAGAUACAUCACUGGUGUCAGCGAAAGUCUAAAACUGAAUGGAGGGUAAAUGGUUGAAAAAAGCAAGAUAGCAGACCACAAACUGGUGCAAUGUCUGAUUAAUAGCAGCAUCCUGUCUGCUUCAAUGAAGAGAUAAAAGUUCUCAUGACUUUGCCAAAGGAAUGCCGGAGUGUAAAGCCCUCUUAAAAAAAUUAAACAAAUCCUCUUUCUACUUGCUGUCGUACUAAACCUGUCGCAAUCGUACAUUCUCUUGUGCUAUCUUUCAACUUCAUGACUUCAGGUUC